Messenger RNA from Epinephelus moara (kelp grouper), 2067 nucleotides. It is a transcript of the gene parp2, whose product is annotated as poly (ADP-ribose) polymerase 2. Bases 101 to 2053 code for a protein of 650 amino acids. The record is from RefSeq and is a predicted model, not a curated record. The transcript is spliced from 17 exons. Gene Ontology annotation, molecular function: NAD+ poly-ADP-ribosyltransferase activity; zinc ion binding. Lineage: Eukaryota; Metazoa; Chordata; Actinopteri; Perciformes; Serranidae.
AACACUUGGUGGACUUGGUGGUGAAAGUUUACUGCUCUUGUUUCUGUCACUGCACAUUCUUUAUUAUUUAUCCUACCUGGUUAUUUUUACACAAACAACAAUGAAGCGAACAAGAAGCUCAAAAAGUAAAAGUCAGAGCGCACAAGAAACCGAAGAGGUCCAGUCCAAAACAGUGUGGCAGUGGAUAGGAGAUAAAGGACAGUGGGAACCAUACUCGGCUUCCGCCUGUGCCUUGUUGGACGCAGCCGUCUCUUCAGGAGAAACCUCUGUCACUCUGUCUGUGGGCUCUGGGACAUCCUACGAAGUCGACCUGAAAAAGAUGGUCCAGAUUAAUCCUGUCACCAAGUACAAGAGGAAGAUUCGCUCUCAGACAGUAAAACCAGAGAGUUUGAAUGACGCUAAUGACUUGACUCCUCAAAACGGGACGCCAGUCCAAGUUAAAGAAGAAGAGGAGGAGACGGAAAAACAACCUGCAGCCAAGAAAAAGAGAGGGCAGAGCAAGAGUCAGACAAAAACUGAAGAAAUACCCAAAGAAGAAACAAAAAGUGAAGAGGUUGUGAGGACGGUGGUCAUGAAGGGAAAAGCUCCAGUGGACAUAGAAUGUAAAGCCAAACUGGGAAAGGCUCAUGUUUACAAUGACGGAAGUGACGUUUACGACGUGAUGCUAAAUCAGACAAAUCUUCAGUUUAACAACAACAAAUACUACCUGAUCCAGCUGCUGGAAGACGACAGCUCUAAGUCGUACAGUGUGUGGAUGAGAUGGGGCAGAGUGGGAAAAGUGGGUCAAAACAGUCUGACAGAUUGUGAUGGAGACCUGCUGAAAGCCAAAGACAUCUUCAAGAAAAAGUUUUUAGACAAGACCAAGAAUGAGUGGGAAGACCGAGCAAGUUUUGAGAAAGUAGCAGGAAAAUAUGACAUGGUGUUCAUGGACUACAGCACGAAUGAAAAGGAGGAGAACCUGACCACAGUGGAUGCUGCACCUAAAAAGAGGAUCUCCAAGCUGGAUGUGAAGGUCCAGUCUCUUCUGGAGCUAAUCUGUGACCUCAAAGCCAUGGAGGAGUGUGUGCUGGAGAUGAAGUUUGACACCCGGAAAGCUCCUCUCGGCAAGCUGACCUCAGAGCAGAUCCGUGCAGGCUACACCGCACUGAAGAAAAUUGAGGACUGUUUGAAGAAGAAGGGUAGCAAUCGUGAUCUGCUGGAAGCAUGCAACCAGUUCUACACCCGCAUCCCUCAUGACUUUGGGUUGAAAACUCCUCCAAUCAUUCGUACAGAAGAUGAGCUAAAGGAAAAAAUUGCGCUGUUGGAGGCUCUGAGUGACAUUCAGAUUGCAGUGAAAAUGGUUCAGUCCAGUGAAAACAAUGACGAACAUCCUCUGGACCGACAGUACAGCUCCCUCAAGUGCCAGCUGCAGCCUCUAGACUCCAGCAGCAACGAGUACACGGUGAUAGAAAAGUAUCUACAGUCCACUCACGCCCCCACCCAUCGUGACUACACCAUGACUGUCCUUGACAUGUUCUCAGUGGACAGAGACGGGGAGAAUAACAACUUCCUCUCAAACAUACACAACAGGACUCUGUUGUGGCACGGUUCCCGCCUUUCUAACUGGGUCGGCAUCCUCAGUCAGGGGCUCCGAGUGGCCCCACCUGAAGCUCCCAUCACUGGUUACAUGUUUGGAAAAGGUAUCUACUUUGCUGACAUGUCGUCUAAGAGUGCCAACUACUGCUUUGCUAAUCAGAACAACCAUGUGGGACUGCUGUUACUGUGUGAGGUUGCUCUGGGAGACAGUAACGAGCUGCUGGAUGCAGACUACGAGGCCAACAAUCUGCCGACUGGAAAACACAGCACCAAGGGCCUGGGACAGACCGGACCUGACCCCAAAAACUCAGUCAAUCUGGAUGGUGUGACCGUGCCGAUGGGGCCAGGGGUGAAGACGGGGGUGGGUAGAAACAACUGUUACUCCCUCUUGUACAACGAGUUCAUUGUUUACAACCCUGCACAGGUCCGCAUGAGGUACCUGCUGCGGAUCAAGUUCAACUACUCUUCACUGUGGUAAGGCAGUGCAAAGCG